Molecule: messenger RNA, 1809 nt
Organism: Salarias fasciatus (jewelled blenny)
Lineage: Eukaryota; Metazoa; Chordata; Actinopteri; Blenniiformes; Blenniidae
Product: oligodendrocyte-myelin glycoprotein-like
Exons: 2
Coding region: 362-1807 (481 amino acids)
Biological process (GO): neuron projection regeneration
Molecular function (GO): protein binding
Source: RefSeq, a predicted model, not a curated record
CAGCACCAACACCCCACCCCUCCCGGCUCACUUCCACUGCACAGUGUAAGUCCAGAGCCUGCAGUGCCUGAACACGCCAACCCAAAGAUCCAUAAGAGGCUAUAGUAAUCUACCGGCUUUUCAGAGAGGACAAUAGGACCAAACUGCAAGGCAGCUAGGGGUAGCCUGGAAAAAAAAAGGGAGAAAAAAAACUGCACUGGACAAGUGAGAAGGGGUCAAAUUCUAUGAAGAGGGACAAUCACAGAAAAAAAUCACCUUUACCAGAGCAGCAGCUGGUCCUGAGGCUGAAAGCAGGAGAGCAGAGAGGAGAGGUGCCGGACAGCAAAAAAGGAGCAGAGAAAAAAGUGACUGGAAUGAUAAGAUGAGAAGAAGGCAUGUGCUGCUGAGGCUUUUUCUCAAUGAGGCCCUUCUGGAGCUGGUGCUGGUGUUGUGGCUGGGGUCGCGCGUCGUCGCCGUGUGCCCCGCCGUGUGCUCCUGCAGCCCCAGCCACCGGGAGGUGGACUGCUCCUGGAGGGGUCUGAGGCAGCUGCCCGACGGCUUGCAGCACAACCUGCGCACCCUCAACCUGUCCCACAACCGCUUCCACGACCUGGACGGCCGGCUCACCUCCUACACCCACCUCCGCAUCCUGGAUCUGUCCCACAACCGGCUGGUCCGGCUGCCCGCGGACCUGCCUCGGUCCCUCUGGCAGCUCCACGCCACCUCCAACCGCCUACAGCUGCUGGACAAGAAUGACACGGUGUAUCAGUGGAACCUGCGGGUGCUUGACCUCUCCCACAACAAGAUGGAGAGGGCCAUUUUCAUCAACAAUACCCUGAGCAAUCUGCGCACACUCAACCUCAGCCACAAUCACUUCUGGACUUUGCCCACCAACUUGCCCGCACACCUAGAGGCCAUUGACCUCUCCCACAAUUUGCUGGUGAAGGUGCUGCCGGGUUCUUUAGACCGGCUCUCCAGACUGGCUCACUUCUACCUGCAUGCCAACCGCUUCUCCACGCUGCCCUCUGGAGUGCUGGACAAGCUCACGUCGCUUAAAGUCAUCACUUUGGGUGGAAACCCCUGGGACUGUCACCGCUACAGCGACAUCGCCUACCUACUGUCAUGGAGUCAACGCACCCCUGCGCGAAUCCUGGGCUGCCCCUGCCACACCCAGCCCGUGUGCGGAGGGGUGCGCCCCGGCAGAACGGGAGGAUGGCACUUUGGCUCCUACAACUUGCCCCCUCUGGCAGCCAGCGCCCAGGAGGUGAGCUCCACGUCGCCCGAGGCCUCGGUGACAGGGUGGUGGUACAUGUCGGUUUCCGCCCUGCUCAGCACUCCACACCCCCCAGAGGAGACGGCGAACACGCCGCACCACACCUUCGCGGCUCAUCCUAUUAGCGUUUCCACUGUGACACCCAGAACUGUGGGCACCCGCCUAACUGUUAAUCACCAUUCUGAACCCGCGAGCACAGCUGACAGAGAGCACAUGGGGCACGGAGAUUUCCAUCUCACCUCCGGCACGAGGGAAACCUCCCCCACCGACUCACUCCACACCACUGACACGUCCGCUUUUUCUGACAUGAGCCUCAUUAGUGCAACAACCCGUCGGGAUGACAUGACACUGGCCGGAGAUUGGUUCUUCACCACAGAGAGCGCCUUUAUCCAAACUAAAAAGACCACCACUCUCCGCACCAGAAGCGUGAGAAGACAGAAUCAGUCCUUUCCCGGUGGUGCCAGUGGCAACAGCUCAGCUCUUUCUGUCUGUUUCUCACUCCUUUUCCUCCAAAACCUGGGACUUCUGUCUCUUAUCCUCACUGAAGUCCUCUGAAA